Molecule: messenger RNA, 2679 nt
Organism: Coregonus clupeaformis (lake whitefish)
Lineage: Eukaryota; Metazoa; Chordata; Actinopteri; Salmoniformes; Salmonidae
Gene: pgap4
Product: post-GPI attachment to proteins GalNAc transferase 4
Exons: 2
Coding region: 718-1908 (396 amino acids)
Biological process (GO): GPI anchor biosynthetic process
Cellular component (GO): Golgi membrane
Molecular function (GO): glycosyltransferase activity
Source: RefSeq, a predicted model, not a curated record
CCACAGGAUGUCAUGCAUUUCAAUGGGGACAUCCCCUUGCGGUUGAAGGCUCCGUUGCGAGACGAAUGGCGCAUACUUUGACAUUUUCUAACUUUGCCUCGUCUUUAGUCCAGCUGUCGAAGAACAGGAAGUUACCAAAUCACAGAAGGAGAUGGAAUAUGUGGUUUUAGGUGAUGGCUUUAUGGGGUAGCUAGCAACUUGUUGUGAACAAUUACCCAUUCCUUAAAAUUCUCCUGGAAUAUGAGCUCUUAUGGAACCGUGGAAUGCUGCAGGUAGCAGCAGUGUUUGUAGAUGGUCGUUUUUGUAGAAGUUGGAUACUUUUUCUUGGCUUUUCCUUGGCCAGAGAUACUUGGACAAUAUCAAAUGUGGAUAUCUACUUUUGUACACAUUUUGCUGGAAGGAUGAAAGCUAUGAAAAGCAACCAUAUCAAUUCUUUGCGUACAGAGUUUUUUUUGCUGUUCCAGUCUGGUUGCUCUGUGUAGGUGUUUGUUGUUUGACGUCAGUUUUUACUAGACUAGUUAGCCAUUAGCCACCACACCUCUUACACACCGCCAACCUGGAAAGUAACAGUUGUCCAAAGGUGUUGCCCAACCCUAACAUUGCAAACAGCUCAGAGCAAACAUCCCCUUUUACAUAAAGGUUGUGAAAUCAUUAUUGAGACCUGAAUCUUUUUUCUACUACUUUUUUUACUCAACACGACAAUACUCAUCUUUACCAAUGCCUCGAUGGAAAGCUCUGGCGAGCCAGCAUUUACGGUGGUCCAGCCCUGUUGCCCAAGGACUAGUUUUAUGUAUCGUAACGUUUGGCAUCGUACUGCCGUUGUGCUGCCACAGGCUACUCUAUUCCUACUACUACAUUAAAUCGAUGUACUUGAAUGACAUGAGCGAUGAGUUUCUAGCGGAGAGCUACGAGAGAGGGCACGAGGCUUUGGAAUUCUGGGAGGCAUCACGGUCUACCACCGGGUCGUCUGGCUUUGCCAACAUCACCAAGGGAUCCGAGCUGUUGAUCACUGUGGUAACGGCCAGGCGAACGGAGGGCAAGGAAUUUCACUACCUGCUUCAAGUGAUGCAGCGGCUGGCGUCCCUCCUGAGAGGAUGCGGCGAGGGGCGGCGUUGCGCCGAGGUGCUGGUGUGCGACGUGGAAAGCGGUCCCCUGGACAAUGAGGAUGUGGCGCUGCUGGAGAGCCAGUUCCUGGUGGUGCGGCGGUCCCUGGAGGAGCAGUGGAAGAACCGGGCUCACGUCAACACCUUUGAGAAGGAGAAGAGGGACUACGUCUACUGUCUGCGGAAAGGAUGGGAGCUGGCAAGGCCCAAAAAUGUGAUAGUCCUCGAGGACGACGCACUACCCGGGGCGGACUUCUUUGCCGUGAUCCGAGAUUUGCUCUCGCGGCGCUUCGCCCUCCAUACCCUCUACGUCAAGCUCUACCACCCGGAGAGGCUGCAGCGCUACUGGAACCCCGAACCCUACCGUAUCCUGGAAUGGGUGGGACUCGGACUAGUCGGGGCUACCGCACUCCUCCUAACCCUUAGUCACGGUUCACCUUUCUCUUUCUCCCUCUCCACCACCCACCUCCUCUUCCUCACCUUGUACAUCAUGGUUGCCGUAGAGCUGGCGGGCCGGCACUACCUACUCGAGGCACGGCGCUUCUCGCCGCAGCUCUAUGCCGUGUCCCCGGCGACCGAGUGCUGCACGCCUGCUAUGCUGUUUCCGGGUAACUCAUCCCUCAGGGCGGCGGAGUACCUGGACGGAUCGUUCUGCGUCAAGGGCAACGCUAAGGACAUGGUUCUGUAUCAGAUGGCUCGGACUAUAACCGGAGAGAGAGCGCACAGCCUAGAGCCCAACCUGGUCUCCCACAUCGGGGCUUUCUCCUCAGUCAGGGCCAACCCAUCCAGGCCUAGACUUCUUUGAAGAACAACUGAAGAGGUCUGAGGCUGCAUCCCAGAUUGCACUAUUAGGGCCAAUAGAGCUCUGGUCAAAAGUAGGGCAUGUAGGGAAUAGGGUGCCAUUUCAUCAGGUUUGGAGACAAUUCCAUUUCACCUCAGGAAGUCAACGGAAUUGACUGAAUUGAAAUGGAAUUGACCCGAAUCCUUUUAGAAAAUGACUGAAUAUCACCACACAGGGCUACCUAACACUCCAUAGGGAUGCAUAGCACUAUGCUAGCAUCCCUGACAUAUACCCAAAUCCAACCAAUGGUGCCUGUAAUGAUCGUCCUUGAUGGAUAUUGAAGGAGGUCUCUCUCCAGCCUACUGUAAGAUUUUACCCAUUUUACAAAUUGAUCUAUUUCACCCAUCUAGGCAAGAUCUAUUUCUCUCAUGCAAUAUUUGGGUACACUCCACACACAUUGGGUACACUUUGGAAUACAUUAUGUUCUAUGUUGGCAUAACCAUGUACUGCAUAUCCCCUGAAGGUUCAGAUGAGAUGUAUCAUGUAAAAUACCAAAACGGGUUGCUAUAGUUGUUGAACUAAGGCAACUGAUAAUCAAAGGGUUAACAACUGCAAUAGGUUGUUAAAAUCUAAUUUAACCAUUGGACAAUGGCAAUAUCGCUGGACUGUGACACUUUGAAUGUCUGACACUUUGAAUGUCUGAAAGAAAAACUAUUAAAUAUGUCAAGAUACAGUGGGGGAAAAAAGUGUUUAGUCAGCCACCAAUUGUGCAAGUUCUCCCACUUAAGAAGAUGA